GGCUUAACAAACUAUCGAGCUCAACAAGUAAACAGUUUCAUACUGAAAUCUACACGUUAGGAUGAAUAAAAUUCCAGUCAACUGGUGGCUGCAGUAGUUCCAGUGUCAGCAUUACAAGCUCAAAAAACUUUCAGCCCUUUCGUCCUGGCAUUCCUGAUGCCUUCCUCAAGCAGCAAACCCCAGGGAUUUUACUCUUCCGCCUUUUGGGAAGACUACCUGGCGACGCAGCACAGCAAAUUGCCCGAGCUUGGCCAUGUAUCAGAGCACUGCGGCUCCAAACGCGUCGUCCGCUUCCUCGGCGGGAACCCGGGCCACAUGCAGCUCCAGGGGACCAAUACAUAUCUUGUCGGCACCGGGAGGAUAAGAAUCCUCAUCGAUACAGGCGAGGGUCGUGCGUCGUGGAUAAUAAACCUAACAGGGUACCUCGACGACCACGACAUCUCCAUCUCGCACGUGCUGCUGACGCACCGCCACGGCGACCACACGGGCGGCCUGGCCGACCUGCUGCUGCGGGACCCGGACGUUCUCGUGCACAAGAACGAGCCCGAAGGCGACGGCCAGCGCCCGAUCCGGGACGGGCAGCGGUUUAGCGUCGAGGGCGCCACGCUGCGGGCGGUGCUGACGCCAGGCCACAGCUCGGACCACGCGUGCUUCGUGCUCGAGGAGGACGGCGCCCUCUUCACGGGAGACGCCGUGCUGGGUCACGGCUACAGCGUCGCCGAGGACCUGGGCGCCUACACGGCGAGCCUGGCGCGGAUGCGGGCGCUGGGCUGCGGGGGGCCCGGGUACCCGGGCCACGGGGAGUGGAUCAAGAACCUGCCGCGCGUCCUGGACAUGUACGUGGCGCAGCGGCGGGCGAGGGAGAGGAGGAUCUGCGCGGUGCUGGCGGACGCGGCGGCGGCGGCGGCUGUCGGACACCAUCAGGGGGUCGCCACUGCUGCUGCCAUGGGUGGGGGAAACGGCGGCCUAACUGUGGAGGACGUAGGGGUGCGUAUCUACGGAGAGGCGGCUAGGAGCCCGGGUGCGUUCGAUGCUGCGCUGAGGCCGCUGUUGGAUCAGGUUUUGCACAUGCUGGCCGACCAUGGCAAGGUUGGAUCUCGGCUGGUUGGAUCGGGCCAGACCAGGCACUGGUUCGUCACGCCCGGCAUGUAGUUGAUAGUUUAGGAGUUCAUACGGAAUGUUGAUGGCGAGCCAGACUUUAGCAGCCCAUACGUGC
Molecule: messenger RNA, 1216 nt
Organism: Gaeumannomyces tritici R3-111a-1
Lineage: Eukaryota; Fungi; Ascomycota; Sordariomycetes; Magnaporthales; Magnaporthaceae
Exons: 2
Coding region: 157-1152 (331 amino acids)
Biological process (GO): secondary metabolite biosynthetic process
Source: RefSeq, a predicted model, not a curated record